AUAAGCUGUGGAGCCACCUGUAAAAAUACACAAAUAAUGAAGGAAACCGCACUUCUGGUGCUACUCUUGUGCUCUCACUCAGGGGCAGAGAGUACUGGGGAUGGCACGGUUUCACAGAGUAACUCUGGAAUGGGACCGAUGUUGGGAAAUAUCCUAAGCCAACUGAUGACUAUGGCCGAAAAGCAAGGUGCUAUGGAAGCGAGGCUUAACAACUACAAGAAGGAGGUGGAGGAGCUGGAAGCCAAGGUGCAGCACACAGAACUGAAGCUCCAGGAGGCAGACGCCAAGAUAUUGGAAGGAGGGAGUCAAAUAGCAGACCUGAAGCAGCGUCUUAAAGGAACAACUAUAGCCUUCUCAGCAGCCUUGACAGGGGGGCAAUGUGGACCCUUCAACACAGACACUACUCUGGUGUACAAAACCGUUAUCACCAAUAUAGGCAGUGCUUACAACCCGGCAACAGGUAUUUUCACAGCACCACUGAAGGGGAUUUAUAUGUUUAUGUUUUUUGAUAUUGUCCAUGCUGCCCAUGGAUCAACUAUGCAUCUCUAUAAGAAUGAACAGAAGAUAGUGUCAACUGUUGAAUGGAAAUCUGAUAGUGACGGAAUUGAUGGUGGAUCAAAUGGAGUGAUUUUGCAGCUGGAUCAGCAAGACCAGGUCUAUGUGCGUCUGAAGGCUAAUACAUGGGUUUAUGAUGACUCCCACCACUACACUACAUUUAAUGGUGCUGUCAAAUGAAUGAAGAUUUCUGAAUGAAGUGUCCAGAAUGGCCCACUGAUCAACACACUACCACUUCCACAAACAUUUUGACAAAUUUGACAAACCUUUUGACAAAUUUUAACAUACUUUUGGGGGGUCUAUUUCUGAAUAUUUUGUUCAGGCUACCAUGCAGAGCUUUCAGUAAUAAGCAUAAUAACAUGCCUCCAUACACACCAUGGAACUCAGUUGAUUGUAAAAAAUAUUUUAGUUUAAUGUUUAAAUUUGUGAAUGAGGGCCAUUUCUAAUAUGCAUAGGCUUACAUUUCAAGUAAUCUGAACAUUAGUCAGAUCCAUAAUUCAUGUUGUAGGCUAUUUUAUUGACAAAUUAAAGUCAAUCUAGAGAAUGUUCACUCCAUAAUGAUACUGUCAGUGAACAUGAUUUUCAACAUGUUUUUAGUUUAAUAUUUUUAUUUGAUUGUAUAUUAUGAUUCAUUUAUGUCAUUACAUGAGAUUUCUUACUCUUACUUUCAUUCAGU
Messenger RNA from Sardina pilchardus (European sardine), 1231 nucleotides. Its product is annotated as complement C1q-like protein 2. The coding region runs from base 37 to 735 and encodes 232 amino acids. Lineage: Eukaryota; Metazoa; Chordata; Actinopteri; Clupeiformes; Clupeidae. The transcript is spliced from 3 exons. The record is from RefSeq and is a predicted model, not a curated record. Gene Ontology annotation, molecular function: protein binding.